Molecule: messenger RNA, 936 nt
Organism: Laccaria bicolor S238N-H82
Lineage: Eukaryota; Fungi; Basidiomycota; Agaricomycetes; Agaricales; Hydnangiaceae
Exons: 4
Coding region: 1-936 (311 amino acids)
Biological process (GO): protein phosphorylation; negative regulation of glycogen biosynthetic process; intracellular signal transduction
Cellular component (GO): cytosol; cytoplasm; nucleus
Molecular function (GO): protein serine/threonine kinase activity; ATP binding
Source: RefSeq, a predicted model, not a curated record
AUGUCGCGUCCCCCUUUGCGUGAGACAUCGAGCUACAAUCAACUUCUGGGAAGAGGCACGCGCCACUCCCUUCCGCUCGCCUCAGUCGCACACAACCACAUAGCUUCUUUCCAUUCCCCGAAAUUCCGCCCACAAUAUCGCCUCAUUAAAGAAUUCGUGGAGAUAUACCAGCUCGAGGAUGAAUUGGGUUCCGGCGGGUACGGGUUUGUGAUGACUGCGCGCCAUCGUGAGGAACGACGCGAAGUUGCGGUGAAAUUUAUCAUCAAAAGUAAGGUUCCAGCCCGUUCAUGGGUUCACGAUGAUAUCAUUGGGAAGCUACCAACGGAGGUUGUCGUUUUAAGCUUCGUUGACCACGAGAAUAUUGUGAAGUGUCUGGAUAUCUUCGAGGAUUCUAAGUAUAUCUAUCUUAGCACCAAUACGUCGCUAUCAACGCCUCCCCUUUCCUAUGCUGCGCCUCAUCAGAGAUUCACGGAGUCGCAGGCUCGCGAUGUCUUUUCUCAACUAGUAGAUGCAGUCCAAUAUCUCGGUGAUUUAGGAAUAGCGCACCGGGAUAUCAAGGAUGAAAACAUAGUAAUCGACAAGAACUUCAAGGCAACUUCCACUUUUAUUUCGCCUAUACUUCUAUUUGAAUUUUUCGGUACCCCACACUACGCGGCGUCCGAAAUCUUGCGCAGGAAACCGUAUCAAGCGGCGCCCGCCGAAAUUUGGACGUUGGGAGUGUUGUUGUCAUACUUACUUACGGGGGCGUCUCCAUUUGCAAAUGUGUGGGACGCGGUAGAUGGGAGGAUUUUUUUGUCGAGGAGUGCUGCGUCCUGCCCGUCAAAGGAGGCCGUGGAUUUGAUGAAGAGGUGCUUAGAUCCAGAUCCAGGGACCAGGGCGACUGUGGUGGAAGUUAUAGAACAUGUGUGGUUGAAGCGUCAGUCUGUUUCUGGCUGA